AUGCGCUGUUAUUCUCUUUUAUCGGUAUUUCUUGUGAGCGCUUUUGUCAUUAAUAUCACUGUAGCUAAGCGGCCAUUCAAUUCCCGAGCAUAUUCAGAAGUUGAUGAAAAAGGAUACAUGAAAAUAUCUGUAGCAGAUUUAAUUAAACCAGGUGAACAUAUUCGGUUUCUUGCUCGUCGUUUUCCGGACACUAAAGCAGACGCGUUUGAUAUCAUUCAAAUGGGAUUUAUAUAUUCGAAAAGUGAUUUAUUUUUAUCACAUGGACGUGGUAAUUUUUCACCCAAAUAUCCAUUUUGGUUUGAUCGUAAGAAUUAUGUGGUAUAUAUGCGAAUUGUUCAUUGGAUAUAUGAAAAAAAGUUUGUAGUAACCAGGAAAAUUUACCUGAAACAUUCUAUUGUGACAUUUGGCUUUUAUAAAUCAUUUGGCGUAUUUCAAAAGCCAGAACAAUUUUUUUAUACAAAUGAAGGACAUUAUACGGAUUUAGUAUUUGCAACAGGAUAUGCUAAUUAUUUUGUUGAUCAUUCUCAUUAUUUCUAUGUUCAAGGAGAAAAGAAGUUUGUAUAUGAUCAUCUUAGAACUCCACCGGAUGAAUUCUCUGGUAAGGAAGUAAUUCCUGAAGAAGUAAAAGGCGGACCAAUAGUUUUUAUUUGCAAUUGUGUUGAAGCAUAUCGAAGUUAUUUGGGUAAAUCAACUUCGUUUCAUGGUGACACGGAUCAAUUGAUGUUGUUAUCAAUGGGCUCACCAAUGCCAUAUCGUGCAACAUUUGGCUUUGGUGGUUUUUAUUUAACUCAACGAGCAUAUUUUGCUGGUUUCUUCACCAAUACAAUCAUUGCUGAAAUCAAAACCAUUUCUAGUACAUAUGUAUUUUAUUUGCAUAAUAAUAGUGUAGUAUUUAACAAUACUACGUUAAAAAUUGAAAAAGGUCUCUAUACAAGCGAUAUGUUCGAACAAAUUGGUAGUAUAUCAUUUAUAAAUGCAGGCGAAACAUUAGCAGUUUGUUAUUUAUCAUUAUCAUACUUUUCUUUUU
Molecule: messenger RNA, 1027 nt
Organism: Cercopithifilaria johnstoni
Lineage: Eukaryota; Metazoa; Nematoda; Chromadorea; Rhabditida; Onchocercidae
Source: the annotation of a GenBank genome assembly